CUUGUCUCUCUUUUUCUUUCUCUCGUUCUCUGUCUCUUUCUCUCCCUCUCUCCUUCUGUCCGUCCACCCCUCCCCCACGCUUUACCGUCCAUGCCCCCUCCCCGAACCCCCUCCACAGGAAGAAGAAGUGGCGGAGUUUAGGUUCUCUAAGCCAGGGCAGUGCCAAUGCGGCGGUUCUGGAUGUGACCCAGACCGGCGGCCAUAAGAAGCGCGUGCGGCGGAGCUCGUUCCUCAACGCCAAGAAGCUGUAUGAGGACGCCCAGAUGGCCCGCAAGGUCAAGCAGUACCUGUCUAACCUCUCCCUGGAGACCAAUGAAGAGAGUCUCCAGACUCUCUCAAUGCAGUGUGAACCCAGCGUGAACACAUUGCCGAAGAGUGCAGGAGAGAAGAAGAGACCAGACACGUCGCCGGUGGUGUCCCGUGCCGCCACCCACCAGCGGCAGCAGCAGCUCAAGGCCAACCAGGCCCUCCAGGUGCCCGCCGUCGCCCUCUACCCCUCACGCAAGAAGGUGCCCAUCAAGGACCUGCCCCCCUUCGGCACGAGUUCUCCCCAGUCCCUGAAGAAGAUUCUGUCCCUAUCAGAGGAGGCACCCGACAGACAUCGCAAACACGCAGAGGACACCAUAUCCAACGCCUCGUCCCAGAUGUCCUCUCCCCCAACCUCACCACACAGCUCACCCAAGAAAGGUUAUGGGCGGGCGGGGGACAACAUGUCGGACUCAGGCCACAGUGAGAUCUCGUCCCGGUCCAGUCUGGUGAGCACAUCAUCUCUGGACAUGCCCCACGACGACCGCCGCCUCCGACACGCAGGCCCCGACGCACACAUUGGGCCUCGCCUGGAGCGCAGGGCCACCACCGACCCAGACCAGUACAGCUUGGGGUCGUACUCGUCCAUGCAGGACUGCCGUGCGCUGUACACGGGGGCCACCGUUCUCUCCUCCCCCAGCUCUGAGGAGCUCACGCAGGACCAGGGCGACCGCGUCUCAUUGGACGCCGCCGACAGUGGGCGGGGCAGCUGGACCUCCUGCUCCAGCGGUUCCCAUGACAACAUCCAGACCAUGCAACAGGGGCGGAGCUGGGAGGCGCUGGCAGAGGGGGGAGGGCUGUGGGCGGGUCGUGGCAGCUGGGCGUCGGCCUGCUCCUCCUCAUCCUCAGUGGCGUGCUGGGGGGAGGAGUCGGAGGGCGACACGGGCACAAUCAAGCGGCGCGGCGGCAAAGACGUCAGUGCCGACCCUGAGACCAGCAGCAUCACCUCCACCGGCUCCGAGGAGUCCAAGCAGGCCAGCCGACGGCCCUCUCCCAUCACCGCCGGCAACGCCAAGGGGGUCAUCACGCGGAAGGAGGGGCGUUACCGUGACCCCCCUCCGACGCCCCCGGGGUACACGGCACUGACCAUCUCAGACGCAGUGACGGAGGGCAGCACGCAGACGCAGACACACACACACGCGGGGCGACGGCCGCCGGACUACACCACUGCACUGCAGCGCUCCAGGCUCGUCACACAGUCCCCCGACUCCCAGCAGGCCCUUGCUGCCUCGACCGAGACACACACGCAACACACACACUCACAGGAAGGAGGAGAGGAAAACGAGGAGGAGGAAGAGGAAGAGGAGGAGGAUGAGCAGGUGUCUGCUGUGUGAGUGAGUGAGUGAGUGUGUGUGUGUGUGUCAGGGCUGUUCUGACACGUAGCCCGCGGGCUUCAGCAGAC
Messenger RNA from Clupea harengus (Atlantic herring), 1708 nucleotides. It is a transcript of the gene rapgef2b, whose product is annotated as rap guanine nucleotide exchange factor 2-like. NCBI's taxonomy places the organism in Eukaryota, Metazoa, Chordata, Actinopteri, Clupeiformes, Clupeidae. Gene Ontology annotation, molecular function: guanyl-nucleotide exchange factor activity; protein binding. Gene Ontology annotation, biological process: small GTPase-mediated signal transduction. The record is from RefSeq and is a predicted model, not a curated record. The transcript is spliced from 8 exons. The annotation marks the transcript as partial.